CAUCCUAAUGCUGACGAGACAGAGAAGAGUCUCUCCAGAUCAGAACACCAGAUGGACAAUGCUAGCCCUUCCGCCCUCCCGGAGUCCCUCUAUCGUGCCUCUCCCGGUAGCACCUUACUACUGGGUAUGAAGAGGUUGUCUGUGCUGCUGGUGGACUGCAGGAAAACAACAGGGCUGAGUGGAACUGUGAGAGGAGGAGAAGAGAAGAAAGGAUCAGAUUUGACACAUCAAAGAGGAAAACCAAACUUGGAGGAACCAAAGACCUCCACAACAUCAAGACGACACCUCUGCUCCCAGAUCAAGUUAGGAAGCCUGAAAAGACCUGAGAGGACACACACGGGAGAGAAGCCAUACCAUUGCGGCCAGUGUGGAAAGAGUUUUAGCCUGUUAGGAAGCCUGAAGGCUCAUGAGCGAAUACACUCAGGAGAGAAGCCAUACCAUUGCGGCCAGUGUGGAAAUAGUUUUAGCCAGUUAGGAAACAUGAAAAGACAUAGGAGGAUACACACAGGGGAGAAGCCAUACCACUGCUCCCAUUGCGGAAAGAGUUUUAACCAUUUACUUAACAUGAAAAGACAUGAGAGGAUACACACAGGAGUGAAGCCUCACCAUUGCUCCCAGUGUGGAAAGAGUUUUAUGCAGUUAGGUAUCCUCAAAGACCAUUUGCGAAUACACACAGGGGAGAAGCCUUACUACUGCUCCCAUUGUGGAAAGAGUUUUAACCAUUUAGUUAACAUGAAAAGACAUGAGAGGAUUCACACAGGAGUGAAGCCUCACCAUUGCUCCCAGUGUGGAAAGAGUUUUAUGCAGUUAGGUAUCCUCAAAGAUCAUUUGCGAAUACACACAGGGGAGAAGCCUUUCCUUUGUGCCCAGUGUGGAAAGAGUUUUAGCCAGUCAGGAAACCUGAAAGUGCAUGAGCGAAUUCACACAGGGAAGAAAUCUUACCACUGAUCCCAGCGUGCAAUGCGUUUUUACCCAAUUAGGACACCUGAAAGAAGACAUGAGACCGCACACGGGGGAGAAGCUUUACAAAUGUUCAGACUGGGGGGAAGGCAUUUUACUCAUCAGAAUCCACACAGGAGAGAAUGUUUACUUGUUUAUAUAUAAAUAUUUCUGGAUUUGUUUUCCUCAUUUUGUCUGUGAUAGUUGUAGUGUACCUAUGAUGAAAAUUACAGGCCUCUCUCAUCUUUUUAAGUGAAUUUGCACAAUUGGUGGCUGACUAAAUACUUUUUUGCCCCACUAAGUGUAUGUAAACUUCCAACUUCAAAUGUAUAUUAUUUGAAAUGCUAAUCCUUUGCACACGAAUGCUCACUCAUUCAGGAAUAAUUGCAGUCAAUAUAUAUUUACGCCGUUGUGAUCUGUUGGAAUCCGGUCCGUCUGCUGGAGAGUUCAUCUGAGUCUCUCUCCUUCUGUUUCCCUGAAGUUCAAAGUCUUUCUUGGUUAGAAUGGAUACCUCAGAUUACCAUUCAGAAAUGUUCUCAUAGAAUAGAUGUUUCGGCGGUUGUCGUCAUUCGCAUCCCAAGUUUACAUCAUUUCUAGCUGCCCCCACAGACCUACCAAUGCUCUUACUCUGUUGGGAUUGAUAGUCUCAGAGUUGAACCAUUUCCAGCCGUGUAGCCAAUGCUCCACGUGGGAUGGUUUUCUAGUCUUGGAACUCAAAUGUGCCACCUCAGCUUACAUCAAGGUAUGCGUUGUCUAAACUAUUCGCAAUCACAGCUCAUGCUGUGAUUGGUUUGCUCAGUCUGAAGAGGAUUUUUUUUAGGAGGGGCUUUUAUUCGUAACAAUAGGAUAGGCGGUUCCAUGACACCAGAUCAUGUCUGUGCCCUCGGGGACGGACCAAUGACUUAGUUAAACCAAUAGGAUAGGCGGUUCCAUGACACCAGAUCAUGUCUGUGCCCUCGGGGACGGACCAAUGACUUAGUUAAACCAAU
Molecule: messenger RNA, 1928 nt
Organism: Oncorhynchus mykiss (rainbow trout)
Lineage: Eukaryota; Metazoa; Chordata; Actinopteri; Salmoniformes; Salmonidae
Source: RefSeq, a predicted model, not a curated record